GCGGGGGUUUUCUCUGGCCGGGCUCCGCUAAUCCUGUUUGGAUCUGUGUAUCUGCGCCUUUGGCGGGGCUGUACCUGGGCGAGGAGGCCGUUGUUCGCUCGCGGGUCCCUGGCACGGGUAUCGGGGCUUGGUUUUGGGACUAGCCUCUUUAACCUCCCUCCCGACUUCUCCGCUUCACAGGUGCCUGGGAGCGACUGCGGCCCCCCGGGGCCUCUGCCCGGGGCAACCAGGGGCCCAUUCUCUCUCGAGGCUCGGAUGGGAGGCGGCGGGAGGUACGGCCUGGCAUGUUCAGUCUGAUGGCCAAUUGCUGCAACUGGUUCAAGCGGUGGCGGGAGCCCGUCAGGAAGGUGACUCUUGUGAUGGUGGGACUUGAUAAUGCUGGUAAAACGGCAACGGCAAAGGGAAUCCAAGGAGAGUAUCCUGAAGAUGUAGCUCCUACUGUUGGCUUUUCCAAAAUUGACCUUAGACAAGGAAAGUUUGAAGUCACCAUUUUUGACUUGGGAGGUGGAAAAAGAAUUCGGGGAAUCUGGAAGAAUUACUAUGCUGAGUCCUAUGGGGUAAUAUUUGUUGUGGAUUCCAGUGAUGAAGAGAGAAUGGAAGAGACAAAAGAAACAAUGUCAGAAGUGCUAAGACAUCCUAGGAUAUCGGGAAAGCCUAUACUGGUGUUGGCAAAUAAACAAGACAAGGAAGGGGCUUUAGGAGAAGCUGAUGUGAUUGAAUGCCUAUCUCUGGAAAAACUGGUCAAUGAACACAAGUGCCUAUGUCAAAUAGAACCUUGUUCUGCAGUCUUAGGAUAUGGAAAGAAAAUUGACAAGUCCAUUAAAAAAGGCCUUUAUUGGCUGCUACAUAUCAUUGCAAGAGACUUUGAUGCCUUAAAUGAACGCAUCCAAAGGGACACAAUGGAACAGCGUGCUCUUGAAGAACAAGAGAAACGAGAAAGGGCUGAACGCGUGCGAAAAUUACGGGAAGAGAGAGAACAAAGAGAGCGAGAGCAGGCGGAACUGAAUGGAACCAGCAGCCUAGCUGAGUUGGACCCUGAACCAAUUAUCGUUAAUCCUUUCCAGCCAAUAGCAUCUGUCAUCCUUGAGAAUGAAAGAAAACUUGAAAAAGAAAAAAAGAGACAAAAUAUGGAGAAAGACCGUGAUGGCGGCCCCCUGAAUCGUAAAGUGGAGCAUGAGCAAAUAGAGACACAGAGCCAGAUCAGUGACAGUAGCCAAAAAAACAAUGAGCUUGGAAUAGUAGAAAAUUAUAAGGAGGCAUUAACACAGCAGUUGGAGAAUGAAGAUGAGACAGACCAGCGAUCAUCAGAAUCAGAUAACAGUAAAAAGAAAACUAAGAAACUAAGAAUAAAAAGGAGUCACCGUGUAGAACCUGUUAAUACAGAUGACUCUGCUCCUAAGAGUCCAACACCACCCCCACCUCCUCCUCCUGAUUUCUAUGGAAAGCCACUGCCUCCACUGGCUGUGCGACAGAGACCUAACAGUGAUUCUCAUGAUGUGAUUUCAUAGCCAAGUCACAUGGAUGCACUAAAUACAGGCAAGAUCAACUAGAGGACCUUCUUUCUCAAAGAAGAAAAGCCCUAAACAUUCAUGACUAGGACAAGAUAACCAUGGCAAUUUCAGUAAGGAGUCGAAUAGCCAAAGACUGGACUGAUCUGACAAUUAUCCAUGUUAUUCAUGGUUUUAAAAAAAAAAAAAAAAGAAA
Molecule: messenger RNA, 1704 nt
Organism: Lutra lutra (Eurasian river otter)
Lineage: Eukaryota; Metazoa; Chordata; Mammalia; Carnivora; Mustelidae
Gene: ARL13B
Product: ADP ribosylation factor like GTPase 13B
Exons: 9
Coding region: 285-1508 (407 amino acids)
Biological process (GO): receptor localization to non-motile cilium; non-motile cilium assembly
Cellular component (GO): non-motile cilium; motile cilium; ciliary membrane
Molecular function (GO): GTPase activity; GTP binding
Source: RefSeq, a predicted model, not a curated record